Molecule: messenger RNA, 1920 nt
Organism: Brassica oleracea var. oleracea
Lineage: Eukaryota; Viridiplantae; Streptophyta; Magnoliopsida; Brassicales; Brassicaceae
Product: tubulin-folding cofactor E
Exons: 15
Coding region: 149-1735 (528 amino acids)
Cellular component (GO): cytoplasm
Molecular function (GO): protein binding
Source: RefSeq, a predicted model, not a curated record
CAUUAUCACUUCCCCGUGAGAAAAGCCAAUGUCCGAACUCCGAACACUCCUUGGUCGCUCCGCGAGGUUACAGUGACAUUGUACGGUUUGUACUAAAUCCGACGUCCAGGUUGACUUUCCGGCGAGUUAUCCGAUCGUAAUUAUCGAAAUGAGCGGCGAGUCAAGCACCGAGUCAUUUGAAAUCGGGCGGCGAGUCCACUCGCUCAACGAUCCGCGGCGAGUGGGCACGGUGAAGUACGUCGGAGGCGUGGAAGGGUACUCAGGGGCCUGGAUCGGCGUUGAUUGGGAUAAUGACGGCGAUGGGAAACACGACGGAACAUUUAACGGCGUUUUCUAUUUUAACGGCCGUUCGCAGACCUCUGCCUCCUUUGUUCGAUCCGAGAAGCUUAGCCGUGGAAUCAAUCUGCUUCAAGCGUUGGAGCUUAGAUACCAAACCACUUCGAGUAAAGACGAAGAAGAUGAAAUGUAUGUUCUGUCUGCGAAGAACAAUCGUGUUUCGAUUCAGCUUUUGGGAGGGGACAAGAUCCAGGAUAAGUUAAGUCGCCUUGACGAGCUUACUAGUGCUUCUCUUCCUUUUCUUGGUGUUAGCUCUCUUGGUGUUUCAUCUGAGUUGGGCUCAGUUUUACCCAAUUUGAAGCUUCUGGACUUGACUGGAAACUUGAUUUCUGACUGGGAGGAAAUUUGUGCUCUCUGUGAAAAGUUACCAGCACUUACCACGCUUAAUUUGUCUUACAACUCUUUGUCAAGUGAGGUUAACUCUCUGCCGCAGUUGAAAAACAUCCGUGUUUUGGUUCUAAAUAAUACUGGUCUGAGCUGGACUCAGGUUGAAAAACUUAGGCCCUCGUUACCUGCACUUGAGGAGUUGCAUUUGAUGGGAAACAUGAUAUCUUCCAUAACGUCAGCAUCAUCCUCAGAGGACCAAGCAUUUAAUUCUCUGCGGCUUCUCAACUUGGAGGAUAACUGUAUCUCCGAGUGGAGUGAAGUAUUAAAGCUAUCUCAACUUCCAUGCUUGGAGCACCUUUACCUGAACAAGAAUAAGCUUUCACGCAUCUUUAAUGACAAUGAAUCACCAAAGAAAAUCAGCGACCCGUUUCCAAGUCUGCGUUGUCUCCUUCUAGGAGCUAACAACAUUGGUGAUCUGGCCUCGAUAGACGCACUGAAUGUGUUUCCUAAGUUGGUGGACAUCAGGCUUUCGGAUAACCCAAUAACUGAUCUUGCUAGAGACGGUGUCCCUAGAUAUGUUCUCGUUGCACGGUUGACGAAAGUACAAGUGCUGAACGGGAGUGAGGUCAGAGCUCGUGAGAAGAAGGAAUCUGAGAUCCGGUAUGUCCGAAUGGUGAUGUCAAAGUUCAAUAACAAGCCCGAGGAGAUUGAGCUGCUUCACCCUAGGUUUAAUGAACUCAAGAAACUACACGGACUUGAUGAUGAAGUGGCAUCAGCUGAGAACACCCGCCCGAAGAAUAUAGCAUCUGGACUUAUCUCCAUUACUCUCAAAUGCGUUGGUCCAUCGAUGGGUGAGAAGCCUCCGUUGACAGACAAGCUACCAAGCAGUAUCACGGUUAAGAAGCUAAAGAGUUUAUGUGAGAACUUGUUCAAACUCGGGUCUAUCAAGCUAAGAUUAUUUCUUCAUGAAGAGGGCUCGCCGUUUCCUACACCAAUCGAUGACGAGACAUCGAGAUUACUUGACGCUGGAAUCUACGACGGCUGUACACUUCUCGUCGACGAAGAGAGCUAAGACCAUCACAUACACACUUUUCGCAAGUUACUUGAGACCACUUUUAAGUGUUUUUUUUUUCCGACAAAACACAACUGAUGGAAUAUGAUUAUGCAAUGUUUUAUAUAAAUUAAAGUAUUGAACUUGAGAGAAGAUCAAAAACAUAAUUUUAAGAGAGCUCAACGAUCUUGGCUCGUUUUCCACUA